Messenger RNA from Xenopus laevis (African clawed frog), 2262 nucleotides. RefSeq lists its product as uncharacterized. Bases 1 to 2262 code for a protein of 753 amino acids. NCBI's taxonomy places the organism in Eukaryota, Metazoa, Chordata, Amphibia, Anura, Pipidae. The record is from RefSeq and is a predicted model, not a curated record. The transcript has a single exon.
AUGGAAGAUUUCGUGUUACGCUUGGCUCAACUUAGUGCAGCCCAGCAAGAAGAAAAUGUACUUCAGCGAGAGACUAAUGCACAGCAGGCGGCGCAGCAGGAAAUUGUACGUCUGUUGAGUGCUCAGGUAACAGCCCUGGCUGAGGCAGCAGAAAGAGACAUACAAAUGCAAGCUGAAGCUGCCAGGAAAGAUAGAGAAACCCUUGCAGAGGUUCUGCAGCAGCUGAACUUGCGCCAGGAACAAUCUGGCAUUGCCACUGCUAACAGUGGGUUGGUUAAAGCAAGCCAUUUUCUCCAAAAGAUGACCCCACAUGAUGGGUGGUCUAAGACCCAGUGGGCAGGGUUGGUUGCUCCAUUUCUAAUGGGCGAUUCUCAGAAAGCAUAUUUUGAUUUGUCCACUGAGGAUGCUCAGGACUAUGAGAAAUUGAAGUUAGAAAUUCUCCGCCGUUUGGGUGUCACUCCAGCUGUGCGAGCCCAACGAGUGCACCGUUGGAAUUACCGGCCCAAUAAGUCUCCCAGGUCACAGAUACAUGAUCUGAUUUAUCUCGUGCGGAAAUGGUUACAACCUGAGACACUCACUGCACCCCAGAUUGUAGAAAGGGUCACAAUGGAUCGGUUCUUGACAGCUCUGCCGCAUGAAUUAAGAAAGUGGGUUAGUCAUGCUGAUCCAAAGUCCGCAGAUGAGUUGGUCGAGAUGGUGGAACGCUACCUCGCCGCAGAAGGGUUUUUGGCAGGUGUGUCACCUCCAGAGAACUUACCUGCAAAGCGGCGUCUGCCAGCAGGGCCAGGAAGAGGCACAUCAGCUUCAAGUCCUCCUGGUGGUUCUAAACCGUGGGUGAAGACCAAUAUGGAUGCCAGGUCUUUGAAAGAUACUAUACCAGGCUCCAAUAUCCAAUGCUGGCGGUGUCAAACCUGGGGGCAUGUAGCUGCCAAGUGUCCUACAGUCACAGAACCUAUGGAGUGUGAAGCAGCACGGCGCUUAUCCUUCUUUGCCCACCCAGCAUGUCUGACAUCUGCUGUGGCUCACAUGGCGCUGGUCAAAGUUGGUGGAAGGAGUGUCCAGGCCUUACUGGAUUCUGGGAGCCUGGUCACGCUUGUACAUUCAGAUCUGGUAACACCGGACCAGAUGGAAAAACGGUGCAUUGGUGUUUUGUGUAUACAUGGCGACGCAAAGAGUUACUGUACCGCUGUGGUCCCAAUUGAAACCCAAUUUGGUGUGACAUUCCAUGAGGUUGGAGUAUCCAAAUCGUUGAUGCAUAGUCUUAUACUAGGACGUGACUUUCCCUUGUUUUGGGAUCUCUGGAAGGUCGAGUUCCCACCUCCGACUUCCUUAACUUUGGAAGCUGAAUGUCCGGUUGGUUUGCCAGAAAUUGGGGACUCAAGUUCUGAAGUUUCAGCUGUAAGACUGGCCCCAGUUGAGCCUGACCAGUUCCCUAUCUCUGUGUUACUUGGGGACACUGAAGGGCCCCAGGAGUCUGGGGAAGAGUCACCCAUGCCAGAACUAGACUGUUCUCAGGAUAACUUUGGCACAUCCCAAUUAAGGGAUCCAACGUUAACUCAUGCUUGGGAAAAUGUUGCUAUGAUUAAUGGAGUGGCUCAAAGUACAGGUUUGGAGAAUGUGUAUCCUCACUUUGUUGUCAACCACAAUCUCCUUUAUCGUGUUGAUGAUAUAAGGGGUGAAGUAGUGGAACAACUGGUUGUUCCUAGUUCACACAGAAAGGUUGUACUUGACCUGGCUCAUAAAAACCCUAUGGGAGGACACUUGGCAGCUGAGAAGACUCAACAACGAGUUCUCCAAAGAUUUUUUUGGCCUGGGGUGUUUGUAGAAAUCAAACGUUAUUGUGAGUCUUGCCCAGAAUGUCAGUUGACGUCCCCUGCUCCUCAUUACUGGGGCCCCUUGGUACCACUACCCAUCAUUGAGGUACCUUUUCACCGGAUUGCGAUGGAUCUGGUGGGGCCCCUGGUGAAGUCUGCAAAGGGACAUCAAUACAUUCUGGUGGUUUUAGACUAUGCCACAAGAUAUCCUGAGGCGGUUCCCUUGCGGAACACAUCAGCUAAAACAAUUGCCCGGGAACUGUUUUACAUGUUUGCUAGAACAGGCAUUCCUAAAGAGGUCCUGACAGAUCAGGGAACGCCCUUUAUGUCUCGGGUAAUGAAAGAUUUGUGUAAAUUACUGGGUAUAAAACAGUUAAGGACAUCAGUCUACCACCCUCAAACUGAUGGCUUGGUAGAGCGAUCAAUAAGACUCUCAAAAGAAUGUUAA